This is a messenger RNA of Phialemonium atrogriseum, 1404 nucleotides long. Its product is annotated as aminotransferase class-III-domain-containing protein. The coding region runs from base 1 to 1404 and encodes 467 amino acids. The transcript has 2 exons. Gene Ontology annotation, cellular component: mitochondrion. Gene Ontology annotation, molecular function: pyridoxal phosphate binding. Gene Ontology annotation, biological process: GABA catabolic process. The record is from RefSeq and is a predicted model, not a curated record. NCBI's taxonomy places the organism in Eukaryota, Fungi, Ascomycota, Sordariomycetes, Cephalothecales, Cephalothecaceae.
AUGACGUCGUACUAUGCCGGCUGGGAGCCCGAGGGCCCGACCGUCAAGACGGAGAUUCCUGGCCCGAAGUCAAAGGAGGCGAUUGCAAAGCUGGACAAGGUCUUUGACACGAGGGCCUUGAACAUGCUCACCGAUUUCCAGAAGAGCUCUGGAAAUUACAUCGCCGAUCCGGACGGCAACGUCUUGCUAGACGUAUAUGCCCAGAUAGCCUCCAUUCCUCUCGGGUAUAACAACCCGGCUCUUGCCAAGGCUGCGCGGAGCGAUGAGAUGGUGAGCAGUCUCAUCAACCGUCCCGCCCUCGGCAACUUCCCUCCGCAUGACUGGGCGCAUGUCCUUGAAAGCGGUAUCCUCAGGGUCGCCCCCAAGGGCCUCAACCAGGUCUUUACCGCCAUGGCCGGGUCGGAUGCCAACGAGACCGCCUACAAGGCGGCCUUCAUGUGGCGACGGCAACACGACCGCGGCGGGCCCAACGUCGAGUUCACCGAGGAGGAGAUGGCGAGCGCGAUGAACAACGCCGAGCCCGGCGCCUCGCAGCAUCUCAGCAUCAUGAGCUUCAAGUCGGCCUUCCACGGGCGCCUGUUCGGCAGCCUGAGCACGACACGCAGCAAGCCGAUCCACAAGCUCGACAUCCCCGCCUUCGACUGGCCGCAGGCCACGUUCCCGCAGCUCAAGUACCCGCUGGAGCAGCACGCCGAGGAGAACGCCGCGGCGGAGAAGGCGUCGCUCGACGAGGUCGAGCACCUGAUCCUCAACUACCACAUCCCGCCCUGCGCCGUCGUCGUCGAGCCCAUCCAGUCCGAGGGCGGCGACAACCACGCGUCGCCGGCCUUCUUCCGCGGCCUCCGCGCCGUCACCCGCAAGCACGGCGUGCUCCUGAUCGUCGACGAGGUGCAGACCGGCCUGGGCGCCACGGGCAAGUUCUGGGCCCACGAGCACUGGGACCUGUCCGACCCGCCGGACAUGGUCACCUUCAGCAAGAAGGCCCAGACCGCCGGCUACUACUACGGCAACCCGGAGCUGCGGCCCAACAAGCCGUACCGCCAGUUCAACACGUGGAUGGGCGACCCGGCGCGGGCGCUCCUCUUCCGCGCCAUCGUCGACGAGGUCGAGCGCCUCGACCUGGUCUCGCGCACCGCCGCCGUCGGCGACUACCUGUUCGGCCGGCUCGAGGGCCUCGCGGCCAGGUUCCCCGACGAGUUCCGCAACCUGCGCGGCAAGGGGGCCGGCACCUUCAUCGCCUUCGACAGCCCGCGCCGCGACGAGUUCCUUCGCCGCGCAAAGGCGCUCGGCGUCAACGUCGGGGGCAGCGGCGUGAGCGCCGUCCGGCUCAGGCCCAUGCUCAUCUUCCAGGAGAGCCACGCCGAUAUACUGCUGAAGGUGUUUGAGAAGAUUGUUUCCACGUGA